AUGAGUGUUUGGCAAAUAUUUCUCCUCUAUUUUCUCAAGUUUAGUACUUUGGAUGGUUCUUCAUUUUAUCAACAAUUAUACUUGUUGGGAAUGGACUGUGGAAAUAGUAUCACGAGUCACAUUAUUUCAGGGAGCACUAGAAAUGUCAGAUCUAGGAUAGAGUGUGCAGCUCACUGCUUGACAACUACAGGCUGUGAAACCAUUUUGUUUGACAAUAAGAUCUACUACCGACGUGAUGGGUUUUGCACGCUGGUCACUGAGUCGUCGCCAGUAAGUCCGUAUGUAUUGGAGAGCAACUCGUCUGUAUGCUUCAUGAAAAAAAUAUCCGUGGAAACAACUCACUCAACACCCACUGAAACAAUCAGAACACCGACAACACCAACGACACCGGCAACAAUGACAACAACACCGACAACAACUACGACUUCACUGCCAACAAUGACAACAACAACGACACCGGCAACAACUACGACUACACCGACAACAACGACACCGACAACAACGACACCGACAACAACGACACCGACAACAACGACACCGACAACAACGACAACGUCUAUGGGAGAGACCAUCAUUGAUAUAAUAGACAACCUUUACAACAUGUGCACCAUGAACUCUCAAUACGGUAAAGCCAUAGUUACUACCGAUGGGGUUUAUCUCUAUGACAACGCCGCAUCACUGACCACUGGGGCAUGUAGGACUAUGACUAAUGCAGAGUUGUUCCAAGGAUUCACCUCCCUCCCUGAUAAGAGCACGUGGAAAGCUCUGCUUACCUACACCAAUACUUUUUUUGACCUAAUUACAGAUGCUGAUCAAGUGUACCGAUGGGCGAAACUCUCUGGAAGUAUUGUCCCAGUAUCAAGGUACCCCAAAUCCAAAAAGGAUUACAUCGCAGAUGCCGUUUUUUACACUCCUAUAGUCAUCUUUAGCGGUGCUCAAUGGGCGGUUUACACACAGUUAACCGGCACAAUGACCUUGUUCUUCUUUGACGCGUCCACAAUCUAUUACUACCGCCACCAGCCGCCUCACGAAGGCAGUUUCUCUAUUAAUGACACGACAAACGUGGAUAGCAACGGGAACCCAUUAAACCUGUGGUACAAUCUACCCAACAACGUGGUGGGCGUCACCGAAGAUGACAACUGGUCCAAACGUUUUAUCGUCGUCGACGUUAACCUGAAUGUGUAUUCCUACCAUUUACCCGACCCCUUCAACGUCAACACUUUUCCGCCGAUAUGUGUCCUACAGGGACAGUUACGGUUGUGAUCGGGUUGAAAGUAACUGCUGUUAAAAUGUACGUUAUUAAGGUUUUCCUACAGCUUAAAUUCAAUCCUAAA
Molecule: messenger RNA, 1334 nt
Organism: Magallana angulata
Lineage: Eukaryota; Metazoa; Mollusca; Bivalvia; Ostreida; Ostreidae
Exons: 5
Coding region: 1-1263 (420 amino acids)
Source: RefSeq, a predicted model, not a curated record